This is a messenger RNA of Gaeumannomyces tritici R3-111a-1, 219 nucleotides long. RefSeq lists its product as hypothetical. The record is from RefSeq and is a predicted model, not a curated record. The coding region runs from base 1 to 219 and encodes 72 amino acids. NCBI's taxonomy places the organism in Eukaryota, Fungi, Ascomycota, Sordariomycetes, Magnaporthales, Magnaporthaceae. The transcript has a single exon.
AUGCUGUUCCCGGAACUGACCUGGUGCUGGAAAAAGGCGAGUCCGUCGGCCUGUCGGCGCCCAUCAUCGCUCAGCAUGGUGUGCCUUGGCGAAACUCUGCGCCAGCUCGUCUUCGGCGUCCUUUUCCUCAUCGUCGCCCCUCUGCUCUCGCUCCGUCUCUCCUGGGCCAUUCUCUCCGAAAAGGCCAAGUCGCGCGUUGGGCUCGUCCUCACCGACUAG